GUAAGGGUAACGCAGAGAAGGCUGUCAUAUAUAAGCCUCCACCAAUACCCAAACCCCACCACUCCCAGAAGGAUACCUAUGGGAAGAUCCCCCAGCUCUGUUGAGAAUGGCCUCAAGAAGGGCCCCUGGACCCCUGAAGAAGACCAGAAACUAGUCCAAUACAUCCAGGAGAAUGGCCAUGGCAGCUGGAGAGCUCUCCCCAAGCAUGCUGGACUCAAUAGAUGUGGCAAGAGCUGCAGGCUAAGAUGGACCAACUACUUGAGGCCAGACAUCAAGAGAGGCAAAUUCUCCCAAGAAGAAGAGCAAACUAUCCUCCAUCUCCACUCUAUUCUCGGCAACAAGUGGUCGGCGAUUGCGACGAACCUCCCGGGCCGAACCGACAAUGAGAUCAAGAACUUCUGGAACACUCACCUCAAGAAGAAGCUGAUCCAGAUGGGGUUUGAUCCGAUGACCCACCGCCCGAGGACCGACUUCUUCGCCACCCUCCCCCAGCUUAUUGCCCUUGCCAACCUCCGUGAGCUCGUCGAUGGCCACCCCUGGGAUGAUCAUGCCGCCGCGCGCCUUCAGGCUGAGGCUGUCCGGGCUGCAAGGCUUCAAUACUUCCAGUACCUCCUCCAGUCAGCUGCAGCCAUGGCUAGUAACUCCAACACCAAUAGCCUUAGCACCAUCACCACCAGUGACAUGGAUCCUACCGGCCUUUUGAGCCCCCUACAGGUGCUUUCCUUUGCUUCAGACGUCCCUACCACAAGUCCUAUUGAAAGUAUUGGUGGCCAGAGCCAAAUCAGCCAAUUGCCAGAUCUCCACAUCCCAUGCUCUUCUUUUGACGUCCAACCUAUUAUGAGCAGUGACACCAUCCAAGGAUCCAACUUCGGUUUUUUAAGCCAGGGAGAUCCGAGUGGCACCCCAAGAACACCAUUAAUAUCACCUCAUUCGUCUCUUCCUCCACUCACCGAUUUGUCGGCCGGCAACCCAGGGGACGCUUGCAGCACCUCUAGCUGCGGCGGGACUGGGAGUCCUCUUUCCUUCUGGCCAGAGCUCUUGCUUGAUGAUCCAUUUAUGACCGAGUUUGCUUGAUUAUUUUUAUCUUUUUCAAUACGUCCAUAUCAUUAUAUCGUUUAUCCAUUUCUUUUCUUUUCUUUCAUAUUUCUGGGGAGUUUGAGAUCAGUGUUAAUAGUGCUUGCAUGCAUUGUUGAUCGACAUUAAUGCAGUGCAUAUCUUAUGCAGAUACUAUCACACUUGUAUGUGUACACACGCAAAUGCUUAUAUAUACUUGGCUUGGGUUUUGGUGCUGCUA
Molecule: messenger RNA, 1294 nt
Organism: Phoenix dactylifera (date palm)
Lineage: Eukaryota; Viridiplantae; Streptophyta; Magnoliopsida; Arecales; Arecaceae
Product: transcription factor MYB93
Source: RefSeq, a predicted model, not a curated record